Triticum turgidum subsp. durum (durum wheat) is the source of this 621-nucleotide messenger RNA. Lineage: Eukaryota; Viridiplantae; Streptophyta; Magnoliopsida; Poales; Poaceae. The record is from the annotation of a GenBank genome assembly.
AUGUCCUCUACGUUUCUGGUUGCGUUGUGCCAAGCCAUGGACCUGCGCCACCUUGAAGAGAAUGUCAAGAACGCCGUCAAGAAUUGUGUCACAAGAGUAGCCAGGAAGACCCUGAUCACAAAUGACAUGGGUGGCCUCCACAACGCUCGUUUUUGUGAGAUGGACUUGCUUCAGACAAUCGACCGGGAGGCGGUGUUUGCAUACGCAGACGACCCUUGCAGCGCCAACUACCCUCUCAUGAAGAAGAUGCGUGCGGUGCUGGUGGAGCACGCCUUGGCCAACGGCGAGGCUGAGCGCAACGCGGAAACCUCAGUGUUUGCCAAGGUUGCUACAUUCGAGCAGGAGCUCUGCGCGGCACUGCCUCAGGAGGUCGAGGCUGCUAGAGGUGCAGUGGAGAAUGGCACCGCCGCAGAACCGAACCGUAUCGCUGACUGCCGGUCAUACCCUCUGUACCGGUUCGUGCGCAAGGAGUUAGGGACGGUGUACUUGACCGGAGAGAAGACACGGUCACCUGGGGAGGAGGUGGACAAAGUGUUCAUUGCCAUGAACCAGGGAAAGCACAUCGACGCUCUGCUGGAGUGCCUGAAGGAGUGGAACGGCGAGCCUCUGCCUAUCUGCUAA